AUGCAGAGUCCACUCAAACCAGAAGAGAAGACGAAAAUGCAGAGUCCACUCAAACUUAAGACAGAGGAAAAGACCAUAAUGCAGAGUCCUCACAAACAUAAGACAGAGGAAAAGACGAAAAUACAGGGUCCUCACAAACAUAAGACAGACGAAAAGACGAAAAUACAGGGUCCUCACAAACAUAAGACAGAAGAGAAAACGAAAAUGCAGAGUCCACUCAAACAUAAGACAGAGGAAAAGACGAAAAUACAGAGUCCUCUCAAACAUAAGACAGACGAGAAAACGAAAAAGAAGAGUCCGCUUAAACAUAAGACAGAAGAGAAAACGAAAAUGCAGAUUCCACUCAAACAUAAGAAAGAGGAUAAGACCAUAAUGCAGAGUCCACUCAAACAUAAGAUAGAGGAAAAGACGAAAAUGCAGAGUCCUCUCAAACAUAAAACAGAAGAGAAAACGAAAAUGCAGAGUCCUCUCAAACAUAACACGGAAGAGAAAACGAAAAUGCAGAGUCCACUCAAACAUAAGAAAGAGGAAAAGACCAUAAUGCAGAGUCCACUCAAACAUAAGAUAGAGGAAAAGACGAAAAUGCAGAGUCCUCUCAAACAUAAAACAGAAGAGAAAACGAAAAUGCAGAGUCCUCUCAAACAUAACACGGAAGAGAAAACGAAAAUGCAGAGUCCACUCAAACAUAAGAUAGAGGAAAAGACGAAAAUGCAGAGUCCUCUCAAACAUAAGACAGAAGAAAAG
Lottia gigantea (owl limpet) is the source of this 744-nucleotide messenger RNA. RefSeq lists its product as hypothetical. The annotation marks the transcript as partial. NCBI's taxonomy places the organism in Eukaryota, Metazoa, Mollusca, Gastropoda, Lottiidae. The transcript has a single exon. The record is from RefSeq and is a predicted model, not a curated record.